UCUAUCUGCAUCGACCUAAACUAUACUGCACACCUGUCAUUUUACCGGCUUGAUUAGUUAAAUUCUCUUAGUACACGCGCGUACAUUAGCAUUCGCCCGUCGAUAAAUUGUCGGUGAAAGUGCCAUGUUGCACGCGCGGUGAUCGCUUCGACUCACGCAGUCCCGGUCAGUUCCGUGCAUUCAAUAUGGCUGGUCGAGGUGGUUACGACGAUUCAAGAGAUUAUUCCAGUGGUCAUCGUAGUAGGAAACCAUUGCCGACAGAACCUCCGUAUACUGCAUAUGUGGGAAAUUUGCCAAAUGGAAUUGUGCAAGGUGACGUUGACAAAAUCUUUGAGAAGCUCAAUGUCAAAGUCAUCAGAUUGGUUAAAGAUAGAGACACUGACAAAUUCAAAGGCUUUUGUUAUGUCGAGUUUGAAGAAUUGGCUGAUUUGGAGGCAGCAUUGGAAAUGGACGGAGCGGUAGAAGUAGAUAAAUGCUUGAUCAAGAUUGAUGUAGCAGAAGGGAAGAGGAAUGAUCGUGGUGGUGGUUUUGAUAGGCGAGGUCGCGGUGGCAGCGGCGGUGCAAGCGGAUUUAAAGGACGAGAUUCUGGCCGUAGUGGAUACGGCGAUGACUUCGAUAGUAAAUCUACAUAUUCAAGAUACGAGAGAGGCCCACAAGGUGCUAGCAGGCAAGGUAGUGAUAGAUGGGAUGAAAGAUCUAGAAGUAAUAGAGGCAACUAUGGCCAAUUCAAUGAAGAAGCCGGUGGUAAUCGUGAUUGGUCACGAAGUACGUCUAGUAGAUCAUAUAGUAAUAAACCUCCACUUCGGGGAACUGGUGUUUCAGAUCGAAAACCUUUCCAAGAUGAUUCUUAUCCGAAAGAUGCACCUCCUCCAGAUACUUCUGGAAGAAAACGUUUAGAGCUAAAACCAAGGACGGUUAAGGAGCCCGUGAAUGCUAUGGCAGAAUCCAGUAAAACGAGUUCUAUUUAUGGAGGGGCAAAGCCUCGAGAAGAGAAAUUGAAAAUGAUGGAUAAGUAAAAUUUAACAAUAUCAUCAAUAGUGUUUUCCUAAAGAAUUUAGGGAAAGAAACAUUGUUGAUAAAAUUUUAAAAUUGAUCCAAGAUUCCCUUAUAGUUUCCUAAAAAUCUAGUGAUGAUUCUUCAGACAUUGCAAUCAGGAAAUCUUUUUUUUUUUUAACUUACAACAAAUAGUGUCACCCACAGGAAUGGAUGCUACAGACAUAAAUCUAUUACAAUUCUUCUAAGUUCUGCGCAUUUUUUAAUCAAGAAUAAACACCUUUCUUCUAAUGUCUUUCGUAUUUAACUUCUCGAUUCAAUGAAAAUAGAAUACUUGUAACUACGAUAUACAUAAAAAGUGUGUAUGCACAAUGCAUGCUCCAAUAGCGAUAGUGAUUUAUAUACAUAAACGAUGAUUGUUAAGAUGCUAUGCAGUUGAGUACAUUUUAAUACUCGUGUCAAUUUAAUGUUGGGUUUUGUGUCUGUAAUAAUAUUGAGGGUAUGUGUACAAACUAUCAAAUAUAAAAUGUCACGGCAUGUAUAUUUCAUCUUACGAGCUAGCAUUUUUUAUCUGACUUUAAAAAAGUACAAAGAAGAGCGAUCAUACCGAUUUCGUUUCCUUCCAUAGAAUUUUUACGUUUCACCGUACGAUUAUCGCUGAUCAUUGUGUAUGAGUCGUUUAUUAGGAGAUCAUAUGUUCAUUAUGAUAAUAGUAUAUAAUUAUUUAAUUAUUAAAUAAUUAUUUUUCUCAUCGACGCGAAUAAUGAAGGAUUGUGAAAUGUAACAUGCGAGUGGUUCAACACAAAUUUCUACAUUACUGGAAGUGAUACGAAGGGAAUACGCCGAUUAUUAUUAUUAUUAUACAUUAAUAAUUAUGUAAUGAAUUAAUCGUGCUAACAAUGACGUUUGAAAUGAACUGCGGAACGUCAUGGAAAUAGCAAAUAAAACGAAAACUUGGAAUAAUAAUAAAUAUUAUGUAAAACAAUGCUUGUAUAUGAUACUAUUUCCUGAAUAAAGUAGUUGUUUUGCCUCGUAUCUGUGCAGUGUAUUAGAAUAAAAUAAGCGAUGUGUCGAUUACAAUAAAAUAAGCAAAAAUGUA
This is a messenger RNA of Linepithema humile (Argentine ant), 2092 nucleotides long. RefSeq names its product eukaryotic translation initiation factor 4H1 (gene eIF4H1). Gene Ontology annotation, molecular function: RNA binding. The record is from RefSeq and is a predicted model, not a curated record. Lineage: Eukaryota; Metazoa; Arthropoda; Insecta; Hymenoptera; Formicidae.